Molecule: messenger RNA, 478 nt
Organism: Penaeus monodon (black tiger shrimp)
Lineage: Eukaryota; Metazoa; Arthropoda; Malacostraca; Decapoda; Penaeidae
Product: glycine-rich cell wall structural protein 1.8-like
Exons: 1
Coding region: 128-478 (116 amino acids)
Source: RefSeq, a predicted model, not a curated record
UAUGAGUGUAUGUUGGACGGGAAAGGAAUCUAUACAAUAUUUGGAUUUUUUCUGUGUUUGUUAUUAUUUUUGACUCUACUUGCAGAAGUUUAUAAUUGCGUUGGUUGGAGUGGCAAGCCUAGCUGUCAUGAGUCAAGCUGACGGCGGACACGGGCAUGGAGGAGGAUACGGACACGGGGGUGGACACGGCGGUGGAUAUGGACACGGAGGUGGACACGGCGGUGGAUAUGGACACGGAGGUGGACACGGCGGUGGGUACGGACAUGGAGGCGGGCACGGGCACGGAGGUGGAUAUGGAGUAGGCGGCAUCUCGAACAGCAACUUCAACCUGGCGGGUCCAAAGGGUGGAUACGGCCAUGGGGGUGGCCACGGAGGUGGAUACGGCCAUGGAGGUGGCCACGGAGGUGGAUAUGGCCAUGGAGGUGGCCACGGAGGUGGAUAUGGUCAUGGAGGUGGCCACGGCGGAUAUGGUCAUUAA